GCAGUGACCCACAGGAGACCCUUGGCCAUCCUUGCUCUAUAUACAUUGACAUAACGACGGUGAAAUACGUGGGUGAGACUGUGCGACUUCAAUCGGCAGGUUGCAACAAGAACUACACCAAAGAGGCGUUUCUACGGCCAUAGAUCAACAUUCAACACUUUAAAGCUGAAUACAGCUGUAAGACAUCACUUCAAUCUUCAUAAUCACUCUACUUCUGACAUGAUGGUACAGGACAAAUAAGCCCUUCUAAUCUGGGAGAAAGUGUUUCUGUCCGGGUGACAACCUUAGCGAUGGUGCCAAUGUUGCAACAAGAACUACACCAAAGAGGCGUUUCUACGGCCAUAGAUCAACAUUCAACACUUUAAAGCUGAAUACAGCUGUAAGACAUCACUUCAAUCUUCAUAAUCACUCUACUUCUGACAUGAUGGUACAGGACAAAUAAGGUACUAGCCCUUCUAAUCUGGGAGAAAGUGUUUCUGUCCGGGUGACAACCUUAGCGAUGGUGCCAAUAAGUUGAAGUCGAUUUACCAGUUUGUAUCUAAGGACACGUUUUCAAGACAGACUCGUCCAUUACCGACUAGACGCUGAUUAACAUGGCUUUAAUGCUAGUAGCAGUCGGGGUGUUGUCUGCCGGGGUUCUGAUUGUGUAUUUGAGUGGUGCUUUUAGACGCUCUUCUGGUCCCCCCCGUAACAUAGUGCCAGUGUUAGAUGGGUGGUGGGGACGAGGCAAAAAACCAGAGGAGGAGGAACAUGCGGCAAUUAGGGAAUUCAAGCUGGAGAUAUCUGCUGAAGAAUUGGAAGAUCUUAAUGAUCGUUUGAGAAAGGCCCGAUGGUUUGAGAGUGUUGAAGAAACCAAGUUUCAUUUUGGUAUCAAACCAGAAUACAUGAAGUCAAUACAGGAAUACUGGCUCAACGAAUACGAUUGGCGUAAACAAGAGAAACGUCUGAACAAGUAUCCACAGUUUAAGACAAAUAUUGAAGGAAUUGAUAUCCACUUUGUACGAGCCACACCCAGUAAGCUGAAACCUGGACAGAGAGCAAAACCAAUAAUGAUGGUGCAUGGAUGGCCAGGAUCGUUUUACGAGUUCUUUAAGAUUAUUCCAAUGUUAAUCGACCCGACUAAUCAUGGAGGGACUGAUGCGGACGUAUUUGAAGUAAUCUGCCCAUCUCUUCCCGGGUACGGCUUCUCUGAGGCUGCGCAUAAACAAGGUCUGAACGUGAGGGAGAUUGGCCGUAUUUUCCACAAGUUGAUGCUUCGAUUGGGGUUUGAAAGUUACUACCUUCAAGGAGGUGAUUGGGGGUCUAUGGUGAUUGAUCAGACGGCUGGAAUGUUCCCAAAACACGUGCGUGGAAUGCACAGUAAUUUUACUUCACAACUCGCUCCAUUGAGUCAGGUGGUACUCGGCAAGCUGGUCCCGUCUCUUGUCCUAGAUGACGAAUCGUAUGGUAAAUUUCUUCCAAGUUGGAGUCGUAUUGUUUUCGGGUUGAAGGAGUUUGGGUAUCUACAUUUGAAUGCAACUAAACCAGACACUAUCGGACACGCCCUCACCGACUCCCCAGUUGGGCUCGCUGCUUACAUCAUUGAGAAGUUUUCUGUUUGGACCAAUUACGGUUGGAUUGACUUGGACGACGGCGGACUGGAUGGCUAUUGGUCCAAAGAUGAUCUGCUAAAUAACGUCAUGAUCUAUUGGGUGUCAGGAUGCAUUACGUCAUCAUUGCGUCUGUACAAAGAGACCAUUCCAAAAUCGUCUGAGCUUAAAAAGUUCAUAAACACCGUUCCAACUGGUUUGGCUGAUCUUCCAAAUGAUCUUAACCGAAGCCAACGUAACUGGGCAGCCCGUCACUUCAGCAACAUUAUCACCUAUCGAACCUACCCAACCGGCGGCCAUUUUGCAGCAUUAGAAGUCCCUGAGUUACUUGCAGAAGACGUCAGAAAUUUUGUGCAAAAGGUAGAAGAACUUUACCCAGAAGUAAUGUCGUCGGAGUCAUAAUUAAAUGUGAUUCAUAAUAUCAUGAUUCUAUGAUAGAAAGGUUUGAAGCAAAAUUAAUGAUCGUUUAGAGUGUAUCCAAUGGGGUUGGAAAAGGUUAACCGAGACAGUACUCAAUAUUUGUCAACAGAUUUUGAUUGUUUUCAAUGUUAAUACAAAUUUUUCAAAUUCGUCAUGCAUUAGUUUCAGAGAGACAUGACAUUGAUCAUUAUCUGACUGCGCGUUUUGGAACCAGUUUUUAAAAUAAGAUUGUUAUAACUAUGAACGUGAAACAUGGCGUACCAAACGGAAAGGCUCGUGGGGUCAAGGUCGUAAGGGAAAGGCUGGUGGGGUCACCGACUAAGGGAAAGGCUCGUGAAGUUAGCUCGCGGGCCAAGGGAAAUGCCCGUGGAGUCGAGCUCGUACCCAAGGGAAAGGCUGGCGGGGUCGAGCUUGUACCGAAGGGAAGUGCCCGUGGAGUCGAGCUCGUACCCAAUCAAGUUUGUUUUCUGUGUUUUACUUCAGAAGGAGCCCUCAAACGAUACUGGUACAGAUACUGCUUUUCAGAACCGUUGGGUACGAUCAAUUAAUAUGAUAAACUUGCAGUGACGUAUUAAGCUUUAUAUGUGUUUGAUUGGUCCGAGUUGACGUUUGACAGCUGCACAUGCCGUCACCUGCAUAUGAUUAUAGGUGAAAGGUGAAGAUGAACGGGGAUUGGCCGAUUAUUUCUGUUAUACUGACUGGAGCGGAUUGGCGGCCAUUUUGAAACACCCAAAAGAUGCACAUAGCGGGUAAUCAAACUACGAUGUAUUUUUUACUUUAAAGAGUGCAUUUUCUCACAUAAACAUGUUGUUUUUCCCAGUGCUUAUUUAUAUGCACACACUGUUGGUAUAUGAUAUUAAAAACAAAUAAACAAUCGCGAAAAAUAGACAGCAUGUCUUUCCACAAACAUGGUAUAAUCUAUUAUUGCAGUUUUUCCCGCACAAGCAGAUAUUUUGCUAAAUAAUUUCGUCUAUAAAAAAUAGGAUUGUAUGCAGAUAUUUGCAGUUUUGGGUGUUUCAAAAUGGCGUCCUUUGCGACUUCAUUGAACGCACUCGACCCGCUAUGAGAUCAGUGGGAUUGACUUACGCUAUAGAGGCCACUCUCUGGCGUUAUUUACGAGCCUCGAAGUGUGACGUCAGAUGUUCGGUCUACCACCUCAACCCACACCAUCCCCCAAGCAAAAUCUUUUUACAUCCCAUACCUCUUGCCAGUGUUAGGUGCACCAUCACGGGUUUCAAUGGUUCCUUGAAAUCUAUCCAAGAUGGAAAAUUGUUGCUCUUGGAAAAGUACUUUGUAAUGGAAAAAAAUGACACAUGAUCACGUAAUGAAGUAUAAACAUCGUCCCUAUGAUUACACAAACUUAUUUAAUUUGAUUUGUAUGGUAUACUUAUACAAUCAUAUAUUAUUAUAAUUACAUUUUAAAUGAAACAUUUUCUGAGUGUGCAUUCUUCGUCCAUUUUAAAGUGUUCACGUUGAUUUAGGUAGACUUGUUAUUAUAUUUGUAAUAAUAGAAGAAGUUUGUUCAAAGAUCGCC
Asterias rubens (European starfish) is the source of this 3543-nucleotide messenger RNA. Its product is annotated as epoxide hydrolase 1-like. NCBI's taxonomy places the organism in Eukaryota, Metazoa, Echinodermata, Asteroidea, Forcipulatida, Asteriidae. Gene Ontology annotation, biological process: epoxide metabolic process. Gene Ontology annotation, molecular function: epoxide hydrolase activity. The record is from RefSeq and is a predicted model, not a curated record. The coding region runs from base 594 to 1991 and encodes 465 amino acids. The transcript is spliced from 13 exons.